Messenger RNA from Argiope bruennichi, 480 nucleotides. RefSeq names its product zinc finger protein 775-like. Gene Ontology annotation, cellular component: nucleus. Lineage: Eukaryota; Metazoa; Arthropoda; Arachnida; Araneae; Araneidae. The coding region runs from base 1 to 480 and encodes 159 amino acids. The transcript has 3 exons. The record is from RefSeq and is a predicted model, not a curated record.
AUGUUUAAAGAGGAGAAUGGAUGCCAAGCUUUGUUUCAAAUGCUAACAGAUCAAGGACAUCCUCUGUACAUUUGCAGUGUUUGUCAAUAUCAGACCAGAGCUCGUGGAAACAUCCGUCGCCAUGUGCAAACUCACACUGAUGAAAGACCCUUCUCAUGCACACAAUGUGGUCAGAGAUUUAGAAGGAAAGAACAUGUGAAGAAACAUAUGUUCAAGCAUGCAGCUCGAAUUGACUUUGUUUUUGAAGCAAUGGGCAAAGAAGACAAUGAAUGCGGGGUUUUGUACCAAGCAUUGAUGGGUGAUAAACAUCCUGUGUACCGUUGUGCUGUCUGCAAAUUUCAAAGCAUGGAAUCUUAUAAAAUCCAACGUCAUGUGAGAGUUCACACUGGUGAAAAGCCCUUUUCAUGUCCGCAGUGUGGUCAAAGAUUUAGCAGGAAAGAGCAUGCGAAACGGCAUCUGACAAAGCAGCAUAAAGUCUGA